UCUAGGGAGAUGUUAGAACAAGCAGAUGAGGAGGCUGAGAAAGAUCCAAUUAUCAAUGAUGCUUUUAAAUCAGUUCUAGGGGAACGUUCAUAUUAUUGUCGUGGUCUUGGUGCUGGAAUUCAACCAACAAAGGGAAAAUCCACUACAGCUUUACAUGGACAAUUAGUGAGUGAGCGAGAAAAGCGCCAGGGCUUAGAAAUGAAACUGGCAGAUGUUGAGACUCAACUUCAAGAAGAGCGUAGCAUGAGAGAAGAAAUGGCUGCGCGCAUUGAAGAUAGUCAAAGGCAACUCGAAGAAAGGGAAAAACAGUUUGAAGAAAAAGUAGAAAAACAACUUGAGGAAAGAAUGGAAAAGAAACUUGAGGAAAGGAUGGCAGCCUUCUUUUUUAGAUUCCACUCGGUUGGACAAUCUUCAUGAGGUUGAAACUACUGAGAAUAUGGUUGCACACAUGUCAAUUGGUGGCAUUUCAACUACUUUAUGAUGAUGUGCUCAACAAUUUUAGACAAGAAGUUGUGGUCACAGACCUUAUUUUUAGAUUAUAUAUAUUUGUAUUUUGUUUUUAUGGAAACAAUGUCUUUUA
Molecule: messenger RNA, 580 nt
Organism: Lotus japonicus
Lineage: Eukaryota; Viridiplantae; Streptophyta; Magnoliopsida; Fabales; Fabaceae
Exons: 3
Coding region: 10-417 (135 amino acids)
Source: RefSeq, a predicted model, not a curated record